Molecule: messenger RNA, 843 nt
Organism: Enterobius vermicularis (human pinworm)
Lineage: Eukaryota; Metazoa; Nematoda; Chromadorea; Rhabditida; Oxyuridae
Source: the annotation of a GenBank genome assembly
AUGACCGAACUGUCGAUGUUAUAUCCAAGCAUCGUAACAACACCAUCGGUUUCAACAGCACAAAUAAAUAUGCAACAACAGAAAAUUAUUGAUGACGAUGUUGAUGAGGAAGAUGAUGUUGGAUCUAUUUCAUCGGAUGAAACGCAUUUACAGUCUACAGGACAGUCACUUGGUUCUAGCUGCAAUAAAAGUUCCACAGAUUCACAUGUAAAGCGGCCAAUGAAUGCAUUUAUGGUGUGGUCGAGGGGACAGAGGAGAAAAAUGGCUCAAGAUAAUCCGAAGAUGCAUAAUAGUGAAAUUAGUAAACGACUUGGUGCUGAAUGGAAGCAGCUAUGUGAUGCUGAAAAGAGGCCGUUUAUUGAUGAAGCUAAACGGCUAAGGGCCUUACAUAUGAAAGAACAUCCGGAUUAUAAAUAUCGGCCUCGAAGAAAACCAAAAAAUGUUGUAAAACCAAAAGAAAAGUAUUCGUUCCCACUCCCUUUUUCGACGUUUCCGCCUACUAAUUUAUUAGGACAAAGCGCAGUACCUCAUCCGGGUCCUUUUUAUCCCCAAAUGCAUCCACUUGAUGUUGCUGCUAAAUUUGCAGCUGAUAGUGCAGCGCUGUCUAAGGCUGCUGAAUUCCCAUAUUAUUCUACGUUUUUCAAUCCUUCAGCUUCUGUGAAUUCUCCAAGAAGCUUAAUGGCGGGAUGUAACCCCUAUGAUUUACAAAGAAAUGUUCUUGCUGCAUAUGCGAUAAAAAGUAAUGCUAUGGCUCAUGCUGCUGCUGCAGUAGCUGCAGCUCAGUCUCCGCAAACAACUUCCAGUCCACCGUCAAACACUUCAUCAUUACAAGCUUCGGUGUGA